This is a messenger RNA of Stegodyphus dumicola, 1678 nucleotides long. RefSeq lists its product as uncharacterized. The record is from RefSeq and is a predicted model, not a curated record. Gene Ontology annotation, biological process: recombinational repair. NCBI's taxonomy places the organism in Eukaryota, Metazoa, Arthropoda, Arachnida, Araneae, Eresidae.
AGACAUCUGUUUACUUUGUCUGUCUGUUGCUGUGUGUUUGAAUGUAAAUUAUUGACUAUACGGUGUUUUAUGUUAGAAAAUGCUGACAUAAAUAUCAACAGUGAAAAUUUGAGAUUUAAUAUUUUGUUGAAAACGAAGAUUUCAGUGCUUACUAAGAUAUAUGUAUAUAUAUGAGUCAUGAUUGAUAUUACAGUAGAUGAUUUUGAUUGUGAAAACGAUGAUUUCUUUGCUGAUGCAUUACAAAGUAUACCUGAUGAUUUAAUGACAGCAAAUACUUCAACUCCUAUAAAAAAUAGUAAUAAAUUUGGAAAUUGUUCUGUAAAUAUAUCCUUUAAUGACUGUAAUGUACUUCAGCAAGAUAGUUUUAAAAGUUUGUCAAGUAGCACUGAGAUGAACUCUGCAAAUGCAUACAAAAUUCAGGAAAAUUUUGGAAUCUCAGAAUUUGUUGCAAAAAAGAAUAACUUAAGCAGUAAUUGCACUGAGCUUGAGAAUGAAUCAAAUGAGAAAACUCUUUUAAUUAACAAGAGAUUCAUUCCUGGCUUUACUCCCAAAGCAAAAAAACGUAAAUUUCCAGGGCCUGCUGGUCUCUUAUCAGAAGAGAUCAAGGAAUCUGGGAAACAGGUGUUUGGGACAUCAGAUACUAAUCGUAAUAAUCAAAUGCUUUCAAAUUCUGAAAAAGAAUUAGAGAAUAUUAUCAUCUCAAUUCUCUCCAGAAGAAUUACUGCUUCCUUCAUGGAAAACACUGCAAACAGAAGUUUCUUCGUGCCCUAAUUUAUUAGCCACUGCAAAACAUUACAGCAUUCGAAGAGGUCUUUGUGAAUCUUGCAAGCUGAAAUUGCCUAAAUACAUAGUUGUCCCUAUUCUUUGUGUCUUAAUAAGGCAUAUUAAUUACAAAGAUACAUCUGCAACACUGAUGCUAUUGGAUGAUACAGAUGAAAUUAAGGGAUCAGUAGAUGAUGAAGUUGUGAAUACAUACAAAGAACACCUGCAAGCAGGUACUGCUCUAAUAUUGAAAAAUGUCACAUUCUUAUUUAAUGUCUUAAUAUUAAAGAAAUCCAACAUUGUUUCAAUUUACCUUCCUAAUGGCAAAUCUAACCAUAUAGAAGACUGGUGUUCUGUCAUCUUAGAGAGCUCAGAAAAUCGGGAAUAUUUGAGGAUAUCAAAUGAAAUAAGCUCAGAUCAUAGACCAGUUCUCACUGAUAAUUUACAAACUCUCAUGCCUUCUGUAAUUCCUAAAGAGCAGUAUGGUUAUAAUGACAAAAUUAGCAGUUCCUUUUCUACAUCUCAAAAGCUGAAAAUACAAAUAGCAGAAUCAAAAGAGACUUUUCAAGUUUCUUCAAAUCCAAGAAGUACAAAAGCAGUAGCAGCCAAAAACAUACUCAAAGAUACAUCAUUGAACUGCGAUGAAAUGGAUGAUGACUUUGAUCAACUGUUUAGCACAUUAGAUGAAAAGUCUUUCCUUGAAGAAAUAUGAGAAAAUGUUAAAAGAAAUACUUCUCAAAAUUGGAAUUAAAAAAAAAAAUAUUUCGCAAAUGAUACAGAUAAAUUGUGUAUUAAGAAUUGUCUCCAAAAGCUGUGUAAUUUUAAAUAUUGUACAAUUUUUUGUAACCAUAGUUUAACUUAAAUGUAUUCUAUGUCAAAUAAAUAUGAUUCAUUUUGUACAAUUAACUGCAAAAAA